GCCCUGGAACACGCGAGGUGGCUGCAGGGACAACGCACAAGAACACAAUGUGGAAGAAGGUGUUAGUAGCGCUGGCGGCGGUGUUGGCGGUGGACGCCCUCAAGGUCGAGGAGGCCGAGGUUCAGCGCGUGCCUCGACAGAGCGGUGGUUACGCGUAUCAGCAACCGGUUGGAGGCCAGGCUGCACUCGGAGCUGGAACUGGAGGAGCAACUGGAGGCCAAGCCGCGCUAGGAUCUGGGACUGGAGGAGCAACCGGGGGCCAGGCCGCGCUAGGAUCUGGGACUGGAGGACCAACUGGAGGCCAGGCUGCACUCGGAUCUGGGGCAGCAGCUGCAGGCGCUGGAGCCGGGGCAGGAGCAUCUGGUGGCCAGGCCGCACUCGGGGCAGGAGUGGGAGGACAAGCAGCGCUCGGCGCCGGUGGGGCCGUCACUCCAUGGCCACCUCUUAUGCCCUACCAGUUCGCCUACGAAGUUAAGGACGACGCAACCACCAAUUACCAUAACCGAGUUGAAUUUGUCGAAAAUGGAGUUCUACAGGGAAGUUUCAGCCUCCUUUCCUCAGACGGCGUUGUGCGCACCUAUAUCUAUUCUGACGAUGGCACUUCUGGAUUUAAGGUUACCUCCCAUGAGAUCCCGACAGACAUCGUUGUAGCUGGAUCGGGCUUGCCAGGAGACCCUAAGCUGGAUCAGCAGGAUUCGGAGCCGGUGGAGCAUCAGCUGGUGCAGCUGGAUCAGCAGGAUUUGGAACUGGUGGAGCAGGAUUCGGAGCCGGUGGAGCAUCAGCUGGUGCAGCUGGAUCAGCAGGAUUUGGAGCUGGUGGAGCAUCAGCUGGUGCAGCUGGAUCAGCAGGAUUUGGAGCCGGUGGAGCAUCAGCUGGUGCAGCUGGAUCAGCAGGAUUUGGAGCUGGUGGAGCUGGAGCUGCAGGUGCUGGCUUCGGAAGUGGAGGAGCAACAUCUUCAGGAGUUGGAUCUGGUGCCACAUUAUUCACAAGCUUUGGUCCAGGUACAGCUGGUACUGUUGGGACAUUUGGUAGCGGUGCCCCUAAUGUUCCUGUAUUUGUGGUACAUCCAAGUCUCGUUGGAGGGGCCGGCGCAUCCCAUACAACAACAGCCACAUUUGGCCAGCCAAGUUUUGCUGCUCUGGUAGGUGGCCCUGGACAUGUUGGAGGAGCAUCUGUUAGCACCCACAGUGCUGCAGGACAAACUGGCCAGCCCACAUCAUUCUUCAUCCUCGGAGGAACAGGAGGUGCAGGAGUAGGUGCUGGUGCUGCAACUGGAGCUGGGGGAGCUGGUAGUGCAGCAGCUAGUGCCACUGGGUCGGCUGGUUUUGGAGCUGGUGGAGCUGGAUCAUCUGGUUUUGGAGCUGGUGGAGCAGGUGCUGCAUCAGCCAGUGCAGCUGGAUCAUCUGGUUUUGGAGCUGGUGGAGCUGGAUCAUCUGGUUUUGGAGCUGGUGGAGCAGGUGCUGCAUCAGCCAGUGCAGCUGGAUCAUCUGGUUUUGGAGCUGGUGGAGCUGGAUCUUCUGGUUUUGGGGCUGGUGGAGCAGGUGCUGCAUCAGCCAGCACAGCUGGAGCGACUGGUUUUGGUGCUGGAUCUACAGGGUUUGGAGCAGGAGGUUUUGGCACCGGUGGUGCAGCAGCAAGUGCCUCUGGAGCUGCUUCUGCUGGAACAUCUGGAUUUACUAGCACCGGAUUUCCCACUGCAUCGGCCCUCACCAGCACCCAAGGCUCUGCAUCUACUGGAUCGACUACAGGAUUUACAACAGGUGGUGGAAGUUCUACCGUGUCAUUCUCUACUGGAGCUCCAGUAGCUGCUGCUCUCACAAGUGCACCUCAUGGUUCUACUUCUGCAUCUUCUGCUGCUUCGUCUGCAGCAUCGGCAGGUUCUACUGGUUCAGGAUUUGGUGCAAGUGGAGCAAGUGCUGCUGCAGCAGGUUCUGCAGGUGCUAAUAUUGGGCAGAUUUUUUCAGCUCACACAGCUAGAGCUGUCCAGUCAGUACAUUCAGCGGCCCAAGCUUCUUCCAGACCAACAGCAUCAGCUCUUGUAUCUUCACCUGCUGGCGUAACAACCUCAGCUGGUGCUAGUGCUGCUUCAAAGUGGAGGAGCAGGCUCAUUUGGCCCAUCUUUCACAGUUUUUUCUCCUGGUAGCAGUGGCGCUGCAGCCGCUUCUGCAUCUGGCUCUGGCUCAACGUUUGGCACAAGUGGUAUUCAAGCAGUUCCAGUAUUUCUCCUGAAUCAGCAGUCAUUAGGAAACUUUGCCUCCACUGGUGGAGCACACUUCUUCACUACUGGUAAUGCAGGAGGUUCCCAAGCACCCUUCACAACAACUGUAUUCAACACAGGUCCAUCACAUGGAAACCCUUCAGUUGGUGCUGCUAUUGCUGUGGGUAGCAGUUCACCGGUGAUUGCCAGCUCUCAAGGUGGUAACGUCCUGGGAACGACGAGACACCAGACAGAUCUUCAAGGCCACAGCAUCUUCGUCAACAAUCCCACUUCUUUCGCUCAAGUUCACACCAAACCAGCAGGCAGCGCAGGAAACGCUCUUCCUGGUUCUCAUGUUAAGUCGCAAGGCUAGGACAAACAUCUGAUAAGAAUGCAUCUCAUAGCUUUUCAAAAAUAUAUUUCAUUGUUGCGGAAGUAGGGAGUGGCUUUAAAUAGAAUGCGUGUUUAUAAGAGAAAUAUAUUUGAAUGCGUUGUUUUUGUUAUCGUAUAUAGUGCUAUUAUGUAAUAUAUCUGUAUUAGUCUGUUAAUCAGUUUUAUGUGAAUGUGAAUUUUAUGUGUAUAUAGAAAUAUAUAAAUGAAAUAA
This is a messenger RNA of Penaeus monodon (black tiger shrimp), 2801 nucleotides long. Its product is annotated as spidroin-1-like. Lineage: Eukaryota; Metazoa; Arthropoda; Malacostraca; Decapoda; Penaeidae. The record is from RefSeq and is a predicted model, not a curated record.